Molecule: messenger RNA, 4066 nt
Organism: Aspergillus piperis CBS 112811
Lineage: Eukaryota; Fungi; Ascomycota; Eurotiomycetes; Eurotiales; Aspergillaceae
Product: SNF2 family helicase/ATPase
Exons: 2
Coding region: 217-3777 (1186 amino acids)
Molecular function (GO): ATP-dependent chromatin remodeler activity; ATP binding
Source: RefSeq, a predicted model, not a curated record
CCGCCCUCCGAGUAACUCUCUCUCUCUCUCUCUCUGUUGGAUGCUCAGCCCAGCCUCUCCCUCCACCUGCAGCAGGCAAUCCCGACUUUCUUUCGAACCGAUCUAGAUGUCCCUCCCAGUCUCCCCGCCAUCGUCUCAUCCGAUCCGUGAUCAGUCACUGGGCCUAACACUCUACGUCGCACGCGUGUCUCGGGCACCUGCAUCCAGUAUCGAAUCAUGGCUUCCCACGCCGCCAUGCUCCUGGACCCGCGGGCCUACAAGAAACAGCUUCAACAGCAGCAGCAGAAAAACAAUGGUAAAUCCCCGGAUCCCACUCGAACCCCAUCGGAUCGCUGGAGCGAUGGACCCAGUGACCAUCACCAAGAGGACCAUCACCACAACCGUCAAUACUCCUUGCCUGCCUCGCUGCGUUGCCCCUCCCCUCCAGAUGACCCCAUCGACUUAGACGCCAACGAAAACUCACUUUCUCUUCUAGUAGGAACAAGCGCCCAACAGGAUCCGUCGUCCUCGCCUCAGCGCACUGUCGUUGCGCCGCCCGCGGGUACCGCCUCCGCAGCGCAGCGGCUUCUAAGUCCCCGGCGCCGUCAGCCGUCGCAACGGGCGAGCCCCAGGUCAAAGUCCAGAUCGCAGUCACUAUCUACGAGGUCGCCGAGUACCCGCGAUACGGGGAGUUCGUCGCCGCAGCAGCAGGAGGCGAGUUUGGAACCCGCGCUGGAUGUGGAGUUUGCUAGUGCUCAGUUCGAAGAGCGGACGGACGGGAAACGGUCUUCGGAACAGAUGGAUGAAACGCGCCACGGGAGUUUAAUUGAGAAUAUGUACGGGGUGGAGGGGCGUUCGAGCCAGCUAUAUAAGAGGGUCAAAGUAGAAGAGAAUGGGCCACGGUCUGUGAACCACAAGUUCACAGGCGUGGGGAGUACGGGCUUGGGCAAUUGGAUGAAGGAUGGUCGUUCAAAUUCGAAUUCCCCGGCCGUGCUGCCUGAUGUUGUUGACUUGACUACUGAUGCGUCAGGGCCAGCGACGGAUGACGACGAUGUGCAGGUCACCGGCUCAAAUGACCUCAGUCUUCAGCGGGUCUGCUAUGGAAAGAUUGAGAAUGCUACGAUUCAGGCGCAGUUGGUACCUAAGCCUUCGUCACAGACUAUCUUUGGCGACUCCACGCAUGACUGGCCUUCCAUGAAGCUAGGCGUGCAUCGACAACCGGGCCAGAACAACCGGAUCGAAGUGUCAGACCCCAACGGAAAGAUAUUCGGGACGGUUGAUGCGAAAACAGCGUCGGUCGUCGUUCCGCUCCUCGAUUCGCCGGCUCUGAAGGUAAAUAUCACCGCCCGUUUGGACGUCCGGAGGAGAAAGGACGACGAGUGGCCCUGGGCGCCUUGUUCAUAUGCAUACCGAGCGUCCGUCAAUCUGUAUGGUCUGAGGAAGGAUGCGGAGCUUGUGGGGAAACAUCUGGGUCAGCAUAAUGUCUGGCUGGGGACGCCAUUUUCGGUGGAACAGGGCGUUCCUGUGCACAAUCCACAUGCAGAGAGGCGACGGGCUCAAGCGGCGAUGCUGCCUGCGGCAGCUGCGAGGGGCCGGGUGGGAGUCAACUAUGAAGUGCGAACAGCCGAAGAAGUAAACGACGCCGUGAUGAAAAUGUUCGAUCAGCUGCAGAGCGCCGACAAUUUGCCCGAAAUGGACCCUCCGUCUUCUUUGAACACGCCGUUGCUUCGGCAUCAGAAGCAGGCACUUUGGUUCAUGACAGAGAAGGAAAAGCCACGCAGGUUUGGGCCCAAGGAGGCGGACAAUAACUCGCUCUGGCGGGUGGUUUAUCGCCAGAAUGGCAAGAGGCGGUACCGUGAAAUCAUAAGCGGGAUGGUGCUAGAUGAAGAGCCUCCACAGAGUCUGGGAGGACUGCUGGCGGACAUGAUGGGGCUGGGUAAGACCCUGAGCAUUCUCUCCCUAGUUCUGUCUUCCCUGAAGGAGGCCAACCAGUGGGCGGAUCUAAUCCCCGAUCCCGAGCUUGUCCGCAGCUUGCCGGGCAUCCGCAAUACCAAGACGACGCUGCUGGUGGCACCUCUCAGCGCUGUCAACAACUGGUCCAAUCAGAUCAAGGAGCAUCUGAAGGAAAAUGCGCUUUCGUCCUAUGUUUUCCAUGGACCGACCCGGACCAAUGACGUGGAAGAAUUGUCCAAAUAUGACCUUGUGAUCACCACGUACAGCAUCGUCCUUAGUGAGCUGUCUGGACGAGGAGCAAAGCGGGGCGUCAGCCCUUUGACCAAGAUGAACAUGUUCCGCAUUGUGUUGGAUGAAGCGCACACGAUCCGCGAACAGAGUGCAGCGCAGACUCAGGCCAUCUUCAAGCUCAAUUCCCAGCGGCGAUGGUCCGUGACCGGAACGCCCAUCCAGAAUCGCCUCGAAGAUCUCCUCUCGGUCACCAAGUUCCUGGGGCUCUUCCCUUAUGACGACCGAGGGCGGUUCGGAAUACACAUCCUCAGUCGCUUCAAAACGGGCGAUGCAUCAGUGCUGGCCAGCUUGCGGGUGCUGGUAGAUUCGUUCACGCUCCGCCGGGUGAAGGACAAGAUUGAUCUUCCGGCACGGCACGAUAAGAUCAUCGUGCUCAACUUUACGGAGAAGGAACAACAGCUGCACGAGUUCUUCCGCAAGGAGUCCAACGUCAUGAUGCGGGUGAUUGCCGGUGAAGAGCAGUCCAAGAUGAAAGGUCGCAUGUACCACCACAUCCUCAAGGCGAUGAUGAUCCUCCGACAGAUCAGCGCGCACGGCAAGGAACUGCUCGAGCCAGACGACCGCAAGCGCAUCAAGGGCAUGAGCGUGCACGACGCAAUCGAUCUCGAAGAAGGCGCAGGCGACGCUGCCGGAGCCACCGACAAAAAGGCUUACGAAAUGUUUACACUCAUGCAGGAGACUUCCGCAGACACAUGCGCUGUAUGCGGGAAGCGCCUGGAGGAGCCAAGCUCCGAUAAUGGCACGACCGACAGGCAAACAGCCAUGGCGAUUCUGCUGCCGUGCUUCGAUGUCCUGUGUCCAGACUGUUUUUCGGGGUGGAAACCCGCUUUCGACCGUCCGGUGGGCUCGGCGCACGAUAUCAAAUGCCAGGUGUGUGAUGGCUGGAUGCCAGCCUCGUAUUCCACGAUCACGGUAGGUGGACUGCAGGACUACCUGGUGGAUCAGGCGCAAGCCAAACAGAGCCGACGACACGGCAAGACGUUAGGGGAGUACGAGGGACCACACACGAAGACCAAGGCGCUGGUGGCGCAGCUCCUGGAAACAGCCGAGGAGAGUAAGAGCCAAGGGCCCGGGGAGCGGCCGAUCAAAAGCGUGGUGUUCUCGGCGUGGACGUCGCACCUGGACUUGAUUGAGAUUGCGCUGCGCGACAACGACAUCAACGGGUUCGCACGGCUCGAUGGGACGAUGAGUCUGGCAGCGCGAAGCAAGGCGCUGGAGGAGUUUCACAGUAACCCGGACAUCACGGUGCUCCUGGCGACGAUCGGGGCCGGCGGCGUGGGUCUGAACUUGACAGCGGCGUCCAAGGUGUAUAUAAUGGAGCCGCAGUACAAUCCAGCGGCAGUGGCGCAGGCCGUGGACCGCGUACAUCGCAUCGGGCAGACGCGCGAAGUGACGACAGUACAGUUCUUGAUGAAGGGCAGUAUUGAGGAAAAGAUCUUCGAGCUAGCGAAGAAGAAGCAGCAGCUGGCAGAUUUGAGUUUGAACAGGGGGAAGCUGGACAAGAAGGAGGUGCAAGAGCGUCGCAUGCGCGAAUACCGGAGUUUAUUCAAGUGAUGGUGAUAUACCGAUGAUUCCUUUAUUCCCUGGUGAAGCACCAUAUUCACUAGAAGGAGAUGCUGCGCUCAUACUGAUAAUACUGGUUUGAUACCCGAGAGGCGUUUGGUUGAUUUAUUGCAUUCCUGGAUUUUUUUUUUCACCCUCAUUUCAUGCAUCUGGAUUUGUUUUCCACCCAUCAUUCAUUUAAUCUCAUUGAUCUAUCUCCUUUUUGCUAUGUGAUUAAUUCCGUGAUACACGAUAGAGGAGAACGGAGGUAAGGAAAGGAAAGGAAAGGAAGAGAGAAAGA